Ailuropoda melanoleuca (giant panda) is the source of this 4629-nucleotide messenger RNA. RefSeq names its product mitochondrial elongation factor 2 (gene MIEF2). NCBI's taxonomy places the organism in Eukaryota, Metazoa, Chordata, Mammalia, Carnivora, Ursidae. Gene Ontology annotation, cellular component: mitochondrial outer membrane. The record is from RefSeq and is a predicted model, not a curated record. The coding region runs from base 2147 to 3607 and encodes 486 amino acids. The transcript has 3 exons. Gene Ontology annotation, biological process: positive regulation of mitochondrial fission; mitochondrion organization.
GCCUCGGGCGCUCUGAUUGGAGCUUGUCUGAGAGCGUCGGAGGUCAGCGGCCACCCCCGGGGCCUUGGUGUUCGGUUCCCGGGUCCUCCGAGUUCCAUUCCCAGGCGGGUCUGGGCUCGGGCGCCCAAGCACACCCGCUGUGUCCUCCGGUCGCUGUGCUGAAGCCGCGACGCACGUACAGCCGGAGUGUGGCUGGGCGGCCCUGGUCACCCAGGCCCGGGCGCGGAGCGUGCGUCGGACGCAGGUCGGGGGCGUGGUCUCCGCCGGGACCCGCGGUCAAGGCCCGGGAAGGAGGGGAGGGCUUUGGGCCCCAGGCUGGAGUUCGAGCGUCUAGCCUGUCCCUUUACGUCUUGGGCACAUCACUGCAUUGCUCGGGACCUGGGUGCCCUCCCCGUGAACCAGGCCCACAGGCCCACCAGGGGUUGCCGCGCGGCCCGCUCAGCCCUGGCGCCGGGCAGCAGGUGUGGCGGAGGAGGGGAAGGACGGGAGGCAUUUCAGGGCGCCGAGUCCGGUUAUUUUUAACCACCCGCGCCCUCUGCCUCUUCCCGGAGUUGGAAGGCGGUUUGGGGCCUGCGCGACCCCGCCAGGGGUUGGGCGGAGUCCAGUUUAGGCAGGAGGUAUUGAAAGCGCUUUACAGUUUUCAAGUGGAUUCUUGGUCCCGCUGGAGAUAGCUGGCAGUAUUGAUCAGCGAUGAGGAAACUUGAAGUGGCUGCAGGGCCUUAGUGGGUCCCCCCGCCCCAGCCUUUGACCAGCUCAGGCGCCAGAGCCCUCUUGUCCUAUUUUUAGUCUGGGCAAAUUGGGGGCAGGGGUUGGGGCUGACUUCCGCAGUGAUUCAGGCUUCAACUGCUCUAGGCAUCUCUUCACCAGGCAACCGAGCCCUGGGCACCCAUGGCCCAGCCGAGAGGGCACAAGUCCUUGGUGCCCGAGCUAGUCUGAGCCCUCGGUCAUCUGCUCAAGCAACCGCACAGUUCUGCCUGGUGUCUGACUCGUCCCCUGAGUUUGCACCUGGGUCACACACCCCCCUCAGCUCUCAGGGCCUGAGUGCAGAACCUGAGGCUGGAGCUUGGUGGCCUGGGCCUGGGAAAGAUCUCUGCCUCCACUUCCCAAGUGCCCGGCCAUACCCAACCUUACAGUUCUGGACCCCCCACUUGUAAACCCUUCUUCACCACGCCGCUGCCAUUUUACAGGUGAAUAAACAGCUUUGGGCCCUCAUCUUCCCUUCUCUGCGGCUUGGGCUUCCAGCCUCUGAGGACAGCUGCUCCCCUACCUCCACGGCCCCCGCCAUUGUCCCCAACCUGAGGGACCAAGAGAGGCCCCUGUCUAGAGGCAUUGGGCCAGUUCUCUGUUUCGGGGGGGGGGGGUCCUUAUUUAUUUAUUUGUUUGUUUGUUUGUUUUUAAAUAAUCCCUACACUGAACGUGGGGCUGGAACUCAACUCCGAGAUCAAGAGUCAGACGCUCCACGGACUGAGCCAGCCAGGCCCCCGUUUGGGGUCUUUAGAGUUACCUUGCUUGCUGCCCCCACAGCCAGGCCUUCAGCCUUGACUGGCAUGUGCCUCCCUGGGCGGCCUGGGCCUCCUCACUCAUCCUGUCCUUUGACUCGAUUGCUCUCCCUCUGGGGGCUACCCUGUUGAGAUGGGGGGGGGACGGAACUGUGGCCCCCUGAGCUUCACUGAAGUUCCCUCAGAGGCCUGAGGGGCCCUCCAGUGCAGGCUGUCUGGGACCCCAGGUUGUAUCUUCUCUAGACCUUGGUUUCCUCCUGCCUAUGGUUAGGAGGCAGGAUGAAGCAGCCUCGAGACGCUGGCUGCAGGCCCCAGGAGACUGGACUGUGGGAGUGGGCAGAGUCUGGACGCUUUGCAGUCAUGGGUCCAGAUCUCGAAAAUGGCAGUACCGAUGAUAAGACUCACCUCACGGUCUUGGGUGAUGUCAGGGGUCCUUGAGGGUGGGUUGGAGAAGAUGGGCCUCACUUUCUGACCUGACACAAGUCUCGGGGCCUUUGUACAGGAGUUCCCCUCUCUAGGGCGUGGGUCAGCUGUUUGCAGGUUGGGGAGAGGGAGUUUGGGCAGCUCCCCAUCUCCUCCCAAGAAACCCCUUCUGAGAAAUUCCCAGGAAUGCCCCUCAUGGGCUCUACUCAUGGCGGCCCAGCACGAUGGGGUCUGCCCCACUGCCAGCCUGGCCACCCCUCGCAGAGCUGUCUCUACACCCCGGCUCUCUUACAGGCAGACAGACCAUGGCAGAGUUCUCCCAGAAGCGGGGGAAGCAGCGCGAUGAGGUCCUGGGCGGCACUGUGGACUUCCUCCUGGCCAAUGCCCGCCUGGUGCUGGGCGUGGGCGGGGCCGCCGUGCUGGGCAUUGCUACCCUGGCUGUGAAGCGGCUCAUCGACAGGGCCACCAGCCCUCGAGAUGAGGAUGACGCCAAGGGGGACAACACAUGCCUGGAGGAGAGCUGGAAGGAACUUAGCCUCCUCAAGGCCACGCCACGUCAACAGCCCCGGACCCCACCUGCUGCCCUCACCCAGCCCGUGUCGCUCGCGGCCCCCUUGCCAGCUGUUCCAGCGGGGCCCGCAGACGCCGGGCCUCAGAUGUCGCCUCCACUCAGCAACCCCGCACCGCUGUGCCUGACGUUCCAGGAGAAGCUGCUGGCGUUCGAGCGGGACCACGUGACCAUCCCAGCGGCGCACGUGGCUCUGGCCAAGCAGCUGGCCGGUGACAUCGCCCUUGAGCUGCAGGCCUACUUGCGGAACAAGUUCCCGGAACUGCCCUUCGGGGCGCUGGCGCCCAGCGGGCCGCUCUACGACGGGCUGCAGGCGGGGGCGGCCGACCGCGUGCGUCUGCUGAUUCCCCUGGCGCUCGAGGGGGGCCUGUGGAGCCUGGUGCCCGGGCUGGACACGGUGGCCAGGGACCCUCGCUGCUGGGCCGUUCGCCGGACUCAGCUGGAGUUCCGGCCCCGCGGGAGCAGCCCCUGGGACCGCUUCCUGGUGGGCGGCUACCUGUCCGCGCGCGUGCUGCUGGAGCUGCUCCGCAAGGCCCUGGCCUCCUCCGUCAACUGGCCGGCCAUCGGCGGCCUUCUUGGGUGCCUGAUCCGGCCCAGCGUGGCUUCGGAGGAGCUGCUGCUCGAGGUGCAGCACGAGCGCCUGGAGCUCACCGUCGCCGUGCUCCUGGCUGUCCCCAGCGCUGCCGUCGAAGAGCCCCACCUGCUGGCCUGGCCCCUGGAGGGGCUGGCGGGGAACCUCUGGCUGCAGGACUGGUACCCGGCAGAGGCGGCCCGGCUGCGGGCCCUGGACGAGCGCGACGCCGGGAGCCGCCAGCGGCUGCUGCGGCUGCUGUGCGGCGUGUGCCGCAGCCACCCGGCCCUGGGGCGGCUGGACCGGAGCCACCUGAGCCAGGUGGUGCUGCACCUGGGGGAGGCCGAGGCGGAGUGGGCCGAGGCGGCCCUGGGGGAGCGCUUCCUGCAGGUCCUGGAGGUGCUCAUCGACAGCCUAGAGCGGGCCAGCCUGCCCUGCCACUUCAACCCCGACGUGAACCUCUUCGGCGGCCUGCGUGCGGAGGAGAUUGACGACCUUGGCUUCGCGCUGUACAGCGGCCUGCAGGCCCCUGAGUGGCUGCUCUAGCUGGGUGGGGACAGGGCGGCUGGCACUCGUUCUGAUGCGGGUGAGCGGGGGGCACUUUCCCUCCAGGCCUUUGGAGAGCACUUUUUCUCUUGCUUUAGCCAGAAUAAAAGAGGGUGCGUUCUGUUAAGCCCACGGGGUUAGCAUGUACGUGGGCAGCAGUCACGGGAGCCCCCCCCAGGCCUGGAGAGCUCGGCUGGGGGGCACCUGAGCACGGUCAGGCUGCCUCUGAGGACAGCCCGGAGCGCCGGCCAUGCGCACGUGUCCUGUCAGCCCUCGGGCCGCCCCUAGGACCCUGGGCUCGGUCCAUCGUCACCAGCAGUGAACGCACUGACAGAACCCGGCUUCUGCUGUCCUAGGCAGGGGAUACAGGCAGCUCCGUUUUUCUGUCGAGAGGGUGAGUUAGCGCUUUCCUCGGGUGCCAGCUGCAGGCAUCUCGAGGCUUCUGGGGCUGGGUGGUAAACACUGUGUGUCUGUUUCGUCCCCCAGGGGCCGGAGUCACCUGCUGCCCACCCCAGAUUGCAGCUCUGGGGCGGAUUUGAAGGCUGCGUCUUCUCCCGACAUCACCUGUGUGUCUAGCUGGCUUGUGGAGCUCUCCCCUCUAGCCUGGGGCAGGAGCUCAGUCGGACGUGCUGCCCAUCUCAUACCUCAGGGGAAGGCCCCUGUCUCUCCACCUGGGCUGUUUGCUCUUCGGGAAGCCGAGGUUCCCUGUGCUGCCCGCCUUGCCUGGAGCCGAGGACGCCCCAUUAGCUGCUGCUGGGCCCCGCCAGAGAGCAGAGGCCGUGCCCCCCCACCCCCCGCCCCGCACCAGAGAAGCCGGCGGGGCAGGUCUGGCCUCCACAGUGCCACCAGGAACUGUGCCCCGCCGCCACCUGAGUUCUCCCUGAAGCCUGGCACGGGUAGGGAGGGGGUUCUGUCUCACCUCCCAGGCAUCCCUCCUGCCUGGCUUUGGUAUCCUUCUUGCCGAAGCAAAGCUAUGCCUCAAAGAAUGUGAGUAGGAAUAAAAGGAAACAUUCAGAUGUCUA